Cuculus canorus (common cuckoo) is the source of this 4253-nucleotide messenger RNA. RefSeq names its product phospholipase A2 group IVF (gene PLA2G4F). Gene Ontology annotation, cellular component: cytosol. NCBI's taxonomy places the organism in Eukaryota, Metazoa, Chordata, Aves, Cuculiformes, Cuculidae. The transcript is spliced from 20 exons. Bases 133 to 2691 code for a protein of 852 amino acids. Gene Ontology annotation, molecular function: calcium ion binding; calcium-dependent phospholipid binding. The record is from RefSeq and is a predicted model, not a curated record. Gene Ontology annotation, biological process: glycerophospholipid catabolic process.
UGCAGUUGGAGUGCAGCCCAGUCCUGCGCAAAACUUUUGGCUGAGCCUGUAGCAAGCAGUCCUUCACAGCCAGGCUUCUGGAGGCUCUUGUUUCCUGCGUUUCCCUGUCAGAGACGACGGGACAUUUUUCCCAUGUUCCAUGAGGUGCUGCGGGGCCCAUUUCCGCCCAAAGUGCUGCCUUUUCUGGCAGCAGUGCUUUUCCAAAGAAAGGAGAGGAAAGAGACUGGGUUUUACCACCGACGGUGGGAGAAGCAUCCUUACUACAACUUAACGGUAAAAGUCCUUCGAGCCAGAAACAUCAAGGGUACAGAUCUGUUGUCCAAGGCAGACUGCUAUGUGGAACUAAAGCUGCCCACUGCAUCUCCCAUAGUCUCCCGAACUCGAGUUAUUGACAACUCUGAUAACCCAGAAUGGAAUGAAACUUUCCAGUAUCGAAUCCAUAGUGCUGUCAAGAACAUUCUGGAAUUGACGCUGUAUGAUAAGGAUGUGCUUGUCAGCGAUGAGCUCACGUCUAUCGUCUUUGAUGUAGGGGGCAUGAAGCUGGGUCAGCCCCUGUUGCGCACUUUCAAACUGAACCCUGAGGCUAAUGAAGAGCUGGAUGUAGAGUUUUCCUUGGAGAAAUGUUCAGAUGCUCCUAUAGAGGUAUUGACCAAUGGAGUCCUUGUGGUUCAUCCUUGCUUGUCUCUGCAAGGCACUAUCAACAAAGAGGUGAAAACAAAAGAGAAUCAGCAAGGGAGCUGCGAAGUCAAGCUGUCUGUUCCAGGUGCAUAUGAGAAGCAGUUGUGUAUUCCUUGGAGACAGGACAAUGAAAAGGAUGAUGGAACCUCAUUUGUAUUUCAUGUGGAUAAAGAAAUGUGUCCUGAACUGCAAGUGCAGCUGGAGCAAACCAUAUCUGUCCUACAGGAUGGUGUGAACCCUGAUAUUGAAGAGCAUACUACAGUUCUGGGACUGGGGACUGUACCAGUUAAUUCCCUUCCUAUUGGAAAAAAAGUUGAUAGAAUCGUUUCUCUGGGAGAGGGGCAAAGUUUGGAUAUGAGUUUGAAAACUGAAGAGAGCACUUGGGAUCUUGAUGUACGUCUGGGUUUUGACCUCUGUAAACAGGAGAGAGAAUUUUUGGACAAAAGGAAGAAAAUAGUUUCUGAAGCACUAAGGAAGGCUCUUCACUUAAAAGAAUCCCCUCAAAAUGAUGAGGUUCCAGUUGUAGCAGUGCUAGGAUCUGGAGGUGGGAUGAGAGCACUGACAUCGUUCUAUGGGAGCCUUGCUGGGCUUCAGCAGCUGGGCCUUUUGGAUGCUGCAAUGUAUCUGUGUGGGAUUUCUGGCUCUACUUGGUGUUUAUCAACAUUGUAUAAAGACCCUGAAUGGUCACAGAAAGACCUUCAAGAUGCAAUCAGAAAUGCUCAGAGUACCGUGUCCAGCAGCAAAGCAGGGGCAUUUUCCCCAGAACAGCUGAAAUACUAUUUCCAGGAGCUGAAUGCAAUGGAGAUUAGUGGACGGAAAGUUUCCUUUACAGAUUUGUGGGGCCUUAUUGUGGAAUAUUUCCUGCAACAGAAGGAAGAUCCAUCAAAGCUGUCUGAUCAGCAAGAAGCGGUGAAAUGGGGCCAGAACCCCUAUCCUAUCUAUGCAGCUGUCAAUGUGAGACCAAAUAUUAGCAGUGGUGAUUUUGCAGAAUGGUGUGAGUUCACUCCUUAUGAAGUUGGAUUUCGCAAAUAUGGAGCUUUUGUCCAAACAGAGAACUUUGACAGUGAGUUCUUCAUGGGUCGACUUGUCCAGAAACGUCCAGAGCCUAGGAUUUGUUUUCUACAAGGAAUGUGGGGCAGUGCCUUUGCUGCAAGCUUGGAUGAUGUCUGUCUGAAGGUGGUUGGUAUAGGACUGGGCUUUCUAGAAUCUUUCAAAGACGUUAUCAAAGUUGUGGAUGACUGCCGAAGAUUCCAUUUGCGAGAUCCAACACGACUGAAGACUCGUUUGGUUAUACCUGGGGGCCCUUUGUUACAAAUUUUUCAGGAUUUCUUCAAGUCCCGGGUCACAUGUGGAGAAACUUUCAACUUCAUGCAGGGAUUGUAUCUCCAUAAAGAUUAUGUUAACAUCAAGAAAUUUGUGGCUUGGAGAGGCACUCACCUGGAUGCGUUUCCCAACCAGCUGACCCCUAUGGAAGAGAGCUUAUAUUUAGUGGAUGGUGGCUUUUCUAUCAACUCUCCCUUUCCUUUGGUGCUUCAUCCAGAGAGGGAUGUGGAUGUUAUCUUGUCAUUCAAUUUCUCCUGGGAAGCUCCAUUUGAGGUUUUAGAGCUGACUCAGAAAUACUGUGAGGAGAGGGCAAUUCCUUUUCCAAAAAUCAAAUUAAGUGAGGAAGAUGAAAAGAAUCCAAAAGAGUGUUACAUGUUUGUGGAUUAUAAUAAUCCAAAGGCUCCGAUUGUGCUCCAUUUCCCGUUGGUGAACGACACCUUCCAGAAAUACAAAGCUCCAGGAGUUAAACGUGAGUCAGAAGAAGAGAAAUCCUUUGGUGACUUCGUCAUUGAGUCAAAAGAUUCUCCUUACCGUACACUGAAUUUCACCUUUGAGCCAUAUGAUUUCAGCAGGUUAGUGGAAGUGAAUCGCUACAAUGUUCUGAACAACAAGGACACACUCUUCAAAACCCUGAAUUUAGCUCUGCAAAGGAGAAAGUUGAAGAAAGUCUUCAAUACGUCCAAUACAUGAGCAGCUUCCAUAGCUGAGGAUAUGGACAGACUGCAGUGCAUAAAAGCCAUUUGGUUAAGGACAGAAUACUGAAAACUCAUAGCUGGAAACUGUCAUCCUCGGAAGGGAGUAGCACAUGUGACACUGAAAAUUCGUUCCAGUAAACAAAUGGUCUUACAAAAACCCAAUGGGUGUAUACUAUUAUAUGGAUGUUGCUUUGUUGUGUGGUGAAGAGUAGGGAAUUACCUACUCCACUAUCUCAUUUUACAGUGGCUGUUUAAAGAUGACUAAGAAGGUCCUUUCAAACAGUUCAAGCAUCUGGAGAAUAGUCUUUCAAACUCUGCCCAGUGAAGCACCUCUUUUUGUGAAAGUUGCGGCAGUGAUCGAGGAAACACUGAUUACUUAUACACCUUUAUCUCUCUUGCUUUUUGAACCUCCCACACAAAGUUUUAUAAUUUACAUCAUCUGGCAAGGAACUCCACAGACUAACUAUGCACUGAGAGAGGAAAUGUGUCCUUAAGCUUUCAACUUGCUGAUGGCCGUGUUCUUUCAAGACUGAACAGUCAUUAUUUUUGCCAUCCACAGUUUCAAAGAUCUCUAUGAUAUUCCUUCCUACCCUUCUCAAGGAUUAUAAUGGCUUUUAGUCUUCCAGAAGUUCAAUAUAGAGUACCUUACUUUGGUAACCAUUUGUUUUUGAGGAAAUAAUAGUUCUCUUUUUUUAUAUUUAACAAUUAAAGACACAUCAAGAAUUUGUGUUACUUCUUCCUGCUGUUUGUUCACCACAAGCUGAUGGAACUUUAAAAGUACUAUAAAUCUCUUCUUUCUCUUUCUGUGUAAGAGGAAAGAAAGCUCCUUUGAAGAGUCUUAAUUAGAUAUUUUUUUUCCUUACAUUUGGGCUUACAAUUCAGUCAGGCCUUUGUUCAAGGAAUUUCUGUGUGUCUACAAGUGUUUUAGAAGCAUCAAUAUUCAACGUAGGUACACCUUAUAUGAAUGUGAAUGAAUGAAAUAAUGUUAGUUGCUGCUAUGCUGUGUGAUAGAAUUCACCUCACUUUGCAGAAAGCUCAGAGAGAAGUACGGAAUUAUGCAGCUGGAAAGUAUCUAAUACAAAAGAGUGGCAAGCAAACACUGUUUACUUUUGUGAUUCUACACUAAGCUGAAUGUAUUUUUGUAUUUGAAAACUAAAGACCGAAAAUCUGUCUUUUCUGAAAUUAUGUAAAAGCUGAUAAGUGGGUAUGAUUCUUAUAUUUUUAAUGUGAUUAUCUUUUAAUAAAUAUUAGUUUUGCUAAUAUGCUUUUAUAAAUUUUCUUAUAAAUGCUUGUCUUGAUAUCUUUUCCCUUAUGCUAAUAAAAAGUAGGCAAAGAAGUCAAUGUAAUACUAUAUUGUAUAUUUUCUUUUAUUACAUCAGGAUUACAACAGUGGGAAAGCGAUUUACCAAGUCCAUCUUGGACUGGUGCUGCAUGAGAGUACAAAGUAAUCUCUUUAUUGUGAGACUUAUCUUUGAGGAAGCAUGGCUCAAAACUGAAUUAUUUAGAUGCAUUUCAGACAGUGACUUCAUCUGGGUGAUUAAAUUACCUAGAUAUCUG